Dracunculus medinensis (Guinea worm) is the source of this 267-nucleotide messenger RNA. NCBI's taxonomy places the organism in Eukaryota, Metazoa, Nematoda, Chromadorea, Rhabditida, Dracunculidae. The record is from the annotation of a GenBank genome assembly.
UAUACUAUUAUCGAAAAAGUGAAAGGAAUGUUUGCAUGUGGAUGUACAUCCUUAAAAUUUUCAAUGAAUGGACGCUUUUUGGCCUCUGGUUUCUGUGAUGGGUCGAUACGAAUUCAUGGCGUCAAGAAAGGAUCUUUGCGCUUUUUUGUGCAUUUUCAUUACAACUCAAUUAGUUCAAUUAUAUGGACUUUGAUUCAAGGAAAACGUAUGUUAGUUGCAUGCUCAAAAGAUGAAAAAGCAUCUCUAUGGAAUAUAUACAAAGAUUAA